AGAAAGGAGCAUAGAAAAACGUCUCACAAUGUCGCAAUGGUCUUUCCUAGAACAUACUUUAUUUAGUUUGGGUGGUUUCGCUUCAACAAAGAAAGCACCUUAAAUACCACAAUUAGGGCUGUGUACGCAGUGCUUAGCAGCAACACAAGCUGGGAGUAUCUUACCUACUCUUGUUCCCCUACCUAAAGUUGGCUGACUUGCUAUCCUAGACCGGAAAGUUGCGUAUCAUUGAAUGGGUUGGCACCCAUUAUGUAAAAAAGAAGGGAAUGCUCUCUGUCGUAGGUGCUUGUGGGGGAACUAUCGCAGGUAUUUUGGCCACUCUGGGUAAGGGUAAAUAUUUGAAUUCAAGACUCAUAUUUUGCAGGGCUUGUUGUAAUCACGCCAGCUGCUGGAUAUGUUGCCGUUCGGUAUGCGGGCAGGCAUCCGGAAACAUCUCCAUACGUGAACCGCAGACUAAACUCACUGACCAAAUAUGAAGCUCCGAUUGGCCCCAUUACGGCGCCGCCUGCUCCCCUUACAGGGCAUCAAUCUCUGGACUCGCAUAAGACGAAGGAAAGGAUGCGCUCAGGCCCUACGGAAUCGGGGGCGUAGUUGGCGCCUUCCUGAUUGGAGUGUCUGCAUGCGAAUCGAGUAUCAUAAUACCCAUCAAAUACCCUUCUCCCAUCUGGGAUCAUCAGGCUCAUAUAUGUAUGUUGGGGGGGGGGGGGGUUAAGUAAGCCCGUCGGACUGUAUGACCUCAGCGCCUUCGGCCAUUAGCAGAAACGGGGCUCGGGCGGCCAAGUAAUUAGUAGAUAUACUAACAAUAGCCGGCUACUCGUUCACCAUGUCGACCGUUCUCUUGUUGGGGACAAAGCACCUCCCACCCUUCAGUUGUGCCACCCCAAGGAAGUCGAGAUUCGAGGUCUCAAUCGGCCUGAAUUUCGCGGA
Messenger RNA from Tuber aestivum (summer truffle), 927 nucleotides. The record is from the annotation of a GenBank genome assembly. Lineage: Eukaryota; Fungi; Ascomycota; Pezizomycetes; Pezizales; Tuberaceae.